AUGAAAUUCCAUCUCCUCCUUUUCUUCUUGAUCAGUGCAUCAUUCUUUGGUAUCAAAUGGAAGAAAAGCAAGGGUCAGCCUGACUCUCCCAUUCAUGCGGACGAAAACUCAUUUGAGUUACUGCGGAAAGAUGAAAACAAUGACGACUCCGAUGAUGAAAAUGAAAAUCAAGAUCCUUCCCCGGUCAAUUUACCAGCUCCCGUGGAACACCUACAUACCAAAUAUAUGACCUAUGCUCAUGAUCCCUCCGAUUUUUACACAUCCCCUCCACCUCCACCAGAACCCCAGCCCAAGAAACCCCAACCCAAUUCACAAGGCGGACCGGUCUCCAAGAAAACCCAUUCAAAACCGUCCAAAACUAAGGAAGAAUCUUCCAAGAAAACCCAUUCAAAACCGUCCAAAACUAAGAAAGAAUCUUCCAUUCCUGUUUCUUCCACCUCCGGCAGACGGCGGCGGUGGAUCGGUACGAUUUCACUUCUUAUCAUCAUCUUGGGAGGAUUUCACUCCUUAUCAUCAUCAAGAGCCACUGCUGGGAGAAACGAAGCAGCAUCUAGCAGCACUACUUUGAACAUGAGAAAGCUGGAUGAUGAAACAGAGAAUCUUGCUCAUGAUCGCGUGCCCACUGAGCUGAAGAAAAUCAUUAUGCAUGCUCUACUGGAUAAGAAGCCAACACAGGCUCAACUCGCUCAGAUAAUCAAUGAGAAGCCUCAAGUGAUCCAGGAAUAUGAAUCGGGAAAAGCUAGUCCAAAUCAACAGAUAAUUGGCAAGCCCACUGAGCUGAAGAAAAACAUUAUGCAAGCUCGACUGGAUAAGAAGCUAACACAGGCUCAACUUGCUCAGAUAAUCAAUGAGAAGCCUCAAGUGAUCCAGGAAUAUGAAUCGGGAAAAGCUAUUCCAAAUCAACAGAUAAUUGGCAAGCCCAUUGAGCUGAAGAAAAUCAUUAUGCAAGCACGACUGGAUAAGAAGCUAACACAGGCUCAACUUGCUCAGAUGAUCAAUGAGAAGCCUCAAGUGAUCCAGGAAUAUGAAUCGGGAAAAGCUAUUCCCAAUCAACAGAUAAUUGGCAAGCUGGAGAGGGCUCUUGGAGUGAAAAUUGCGUGAGAAAAAAUAAAAUAAUCCUUGUAUAUAGAUGAUCGUGCAUGGGUUGGAACUUUCUUGUAGACCUUGGAAUCUAAUAACGUGUCAUAGUAAGGUUGCGUUGUUGUAAGAAAAGUUCUGGAGUCGCCCACUCUAGAGUCUCUCCUUUUCUUUCUUGUUUGAGAAAUGACAAUCUGUGUUAUUACCCUGCAUGUGAGAUUGUGCAUAAGCUAGCGUCAUAGUAUUUGCUUGAGAAUAUAUCUGAU
Tripterygium wilfordii is the source of this 1343-nucleotide messenger RNA. RefSeq lists its product as uncharacterized. Gene Ontology annotation, cellular component: nucleus. Bases 1 to 1101 code for a protein of 366 amino acids. NCBI's taxonomy places the organism in Eukaryota, Viridiplantae, Streptophyta, Magnoliopsida, Celastrales, Celastraceae. Gene Ontology annotation, molecular function: DNA binding. The record is from RefSeq and is a predicted model, not a curated record. The transcript is spliced from 6 exons.